AUGACCUGCUACACUCAGCUAUCACUACCACUUUGCAUCCUCUCCGUGCUUGGACCCCUCGCCUACGUCAAUCACCACAGCUAUAAGAAGUGUAUCAAGAGCACAACUAUUGCGGUGGGAUAUACUGCUCCUAUUGAAGUCGUUCUCAGGAGUCAACCAAAAUUUACCGUCUCCUUCCUCCUCUGUUACCUCCCGUACCAGAUCUCCCUUGCCUUAUUUGAUCACUGUCGAAGCGUACCUGCAAUCAUUGGCUCAUUGUGGGAGCCCCCUACAUCUGCUGACUCCUUCACUUCCCGCAACUACAUCGUAUCAACUGGUGAAGAAGGAGAAGAAAUGAUUAGUGGUGAAGAAGGAAAAGGAAUUUCUGAAUCCUUCUCUGUUCUAGCUGCUAUUGUUCUUAGGUACGAAACAUUAAUCAGAGAUACAAAAUUCAACAAUAAUAUUGGAGAUUUAAAUGUCGGGCACAAAGAUUUCAUGGUUCAACAAAGAGCUAUUGAGAUUUGA
Molecule: messenger RNA, 504 nt
Organism: Lactuca virosa
Lineage: Eukaryota; Viridiplantae; Streptophyta; Magnoliopsida; Asterales; Asteraceae
Source: the annotation of a GenBank genome assembly